Neogale vison (American mink) is the source of this 3555-nucleotide messenger RNA. It is a transcript of the gene AP3M2, whose product is annotated as adaptor related protein complex 3 subunit mu 2. The transcript has 9 exons. The coding region runs from base 119 to 1375 and encodes 418 amino acids. NCBI's taxonomy places the organism in Eukaryota, Metazoa, Chordata, Mammalia, Carnivora, Mustelidae. Gene Ontology annotation, cellular component: clathrin adaptor complex; cytoplasmic vesicle. Gene Ontology annotation, biological process: endocytosis; intracellular protein transport. The record is from RefSeq and is a predicted model, not a curated record.
GGCCUGUCUGCGCGUCGAGACGGUGGGCGCUGCGAAGAAUGAGGCUUGGGUUGAAAAUUGGCAGUUCUGAGACUUGCAGACCGAAGAAGACUUUUCUGUCUCACUGACAAUCUCCACCAUGAUUCAUAGCCUCUUCUUGAUCAACUCCUCUGGAGAUAUUUUCCUGGAAAAACACUGGAAAAGUGUGGUCAGCCGUUCUGUUUGUGAUUACUUUUUUGAGGCUCAAGAGAGAGCGACUGAGGCAGAAAACGUACCUCCAGUUAUCCCUACCCCUCACCACUAUCUCUUAAGUGUUUACCGUCACAAGAUCUUUUUUGUGGCUGUGAUCCAGACAGAGGUUCCACCUCUAUUUGUUAUUGAGUUCCUUCACCGAGUAGUGGACACGUUUCAGGAUUAUUUUGGAGUCUGUUCAGAGCCCGUGAUCAAAGACAAUGUGGUCGUGGUUUAUGAGGUACUAGAGGAGAUGCUUGAUAAUGGGUUUCCAUUGGCCACCGAGUCAAACAUCCUCAAAGAGCUGAUAAAGCCUCCCACGAUCCUUCGGACUGUCGUCAACACAAUAACAGGAAGCACCAAUGUGGGUGAUCAGCUUCCUACUGGACAGCUGUCAGUGGUACCCUGGCGAAGGACUGGGGUGAAGUACACCAACAAUGAGGCCUAUUUUGAUGUGAUCGAAGAGAUUGAUGCCAUCAUUGAUAAAUCAGGUUCCACUAUCACUGCUGAGAUCCAGGGGGUCAUUGAUGCCUGUGUCAAGCUGACUGGAAUGCCAGACCUUACACUUUCCUUCAUGAAUCCCAGGUUGUUGGAUGAUGUCAGCUUCCAUCCUUGUGUUCGUUUCAAGCGCUGGGAAUCUGAGCGUAUCCUCUCCUUCAUCCCUCCUGAUGGAAACUUCCGCCUGCUCUCUUACCAUGUCAGUGCACAGAAUCUUGUGGCAAUUCCAGUGUAUGUCAAACAUAGCAUCAGUUUCCGGGACAGUAGUUCACUUGGACGCUUCGAAAUAACAGUGGGACCGAAGCAGACUAUGGGGAAGACCAUAGAGGGAGUGAUGGUCACCAGCCAGAUGCCCAAAGGGGUCCUGAAUAUGAGCCUCGCUCCAUCUCAGGGGACACAUACAUUUGACCCAGUUACCAAGAUGCUGUCUUGGGAUGUAGGAAAAAUAAAUCCCCAAAAGCUACCAAGUUUGAAGGGGACCAUGAGUCUUCAGGCUGGAGCUUCCAAACCGGAUGAGAACCCCACAAUUAACCUGCAAUUUAAGAUCCAGCAGCUGGCCAUUUCUGGACUCAAGGUGAAUCGUCUGGAUAUGUAUGGAGAAAAGUACAAACCCUUUAAGGGCAUAAAAUACAUGACCAAAGCUGGAAAGUUCCAAGUUCGAACCUGAAGGGAGAGUUUUGCAAAAAGAACAGUCAUGAACGCUUUUUCAUUUCUUACUUGUCUAAAAGUAAAAAAUAUCAGCCUGUCUCCUAGGUCAGUAUCCCCUUCUGGACCCACCCACACUCCCUUUUUUCCUUAGCCUUCAGUGCCAUGGAGCUAAUCAAGGGAGAGAAGGGUCGCCAGGGAGAACUGGACAGAACUGAAACACAAUCGGUGCCAAUUCAGUUCUGCAAGAAGAGAUGUGACAGAAGGUAGAGACACUUGAUGCCAUAUCUAACUAUUUUAAACAUGGUUACCAUAGAAAAAGAGUAGGAUUUGUUGCUUGCUUGGCUUUACUGAUCUAAAGCCAGUGAAUGACUUCUUUUGUUUUUUCAGGUAGAAAGAUUAGAAUGAAGGAAAGAAAGCUUAGAAGGAAAUGAAUGCUAGUCACAGAAAGGCCAGUUAAUAAUGAAUCUGAUCUAUUAGGGAGAAGAAAGGAAACAGUAUCAAAGAACUAUGAGGACACAGGCUCAAGUGAAAGGGGCAGAAAAAGCAGUCAAGCCCCACAUGAAGGAGGGUUGGAAGGAAGAGUGGAGUUGGUUUCUGAUCCCUCUACUUUGAUAUAUUUAUAUAAAGUCAUCAGUACUUCUAGAAGUAAACUGGAAGCUUCCUAAAUUUGAGUCCACUAAUGACAUGGGAAACCCCAGUAGCUUUAGAUUUUCCCUUGAAGACUAUGAUGAUAUCUGACCAGUUUUCAGGUACUAACUACUGUUUGCCUUUAGCACUUGGUCUGUCAUCUUCUGUGAGAAGGGGAUCUGCCCUCUUCCUGGCAGAGGCUGCCUGAAAUGCCCCUUUCCCUAACCCAAAAUGGUUUACUCACUUUACACUGCAGAAUUCACCAGCCUUUUUCCUGUUACCCAAGGACAGUUGCAGAAAAGCCAAUCCUAUAAUCCCAGGGCAGCCAGAUUUUGUGUGUCAACAGUGUUGGGUGUAGAUGACCAACUUCCUCACAAAGUGCAUCACAGCUGUAACCCAGUGACUCCUUAGUUACACUUGUUGGUGCUGGGCUAGUGCUGGAGUCUAAGCCUUGCUGUCUGACACUUUUGCAUCAGUAACCCUAAGUAAAAAGAAUGCUUACCAUUGAGAGGCAUGGUUAAUCCUGGAAGCUGCUCAGUAAAGUUAUCUCCUUGGAGUCUUCUGUGCUCCAUUCUAUAAUAGAGCUAUUAGUAAUCUAAAUCUACGGCCCAUCUUUGUUUCAAGAUAUAUAUAUAUAUAUCUUGUAUACAAGCCAUAUAUAUAUAUAUAUAUAUAUAUAUAUAUAUAUAUAUAUAUCCUCUAAACCUUUGAAUAAAGCUGUUACUGAAGGAAGAUGGGCCAUGUUGAUCAUGUGUACCCCAGUUUAAGAAACAUGGCGGCUGAGGGAGUACCUCAGACUUUCCCUAUGGGUAAUUUUUAUUCGAGUUCAAUAUGCCUAUCCCAUUUAAAUAUUUAUAUAAAAGACAGGUUUUAAAAAUUAUUAUUGUUCUAGCUAAAAGGUGAUAUUGUGUCUGCUUCAUGCAUGGAGAAAAAUAAAGACCUGUGCUCUCCAAACCUUACAUUUUUCUCUGAAGCCGUUUCCAAGUCCUUCAGCAAUUUUGUUUUGCGAGUUUUAUCUCCCUACUUCCUGAACUUGUUUUUCCUGCACAGUAAUGUUGCUUUGUGGUUUUCCUCUGGGAUGAAUUGUGUUGUAUACAAACAGGUGUGUUUCGUACUCCCAUCACUCCAGAAUUUGUCCCAAAUGACUAUGUCCUUUAUACACACCUGGCAGGGUAGGGGGAACAGCUCUGCCUAUGAUUCCAGAAUACUCAGAAUUACUUCUUCUAAGAGCUCUGGAGGAUUUGAAGGUUUCCUAGGUCAUAGGAAAACAAUUAGUCUUGGUUCCUGGAUGUUUUUAGGGUUAUACAUCCAGCUGUGAUAUUUCCUCCAGGACAGUUCAUCCUAAUUUCAAGGGAAGAACUUGAGGAGAAGUAAAAUAUCUAGGGUAUGGGACCCACAGGCUGUAGCAUAUGGAGUAAGGUAUCCCUCGUGUAGCAGACCUCGAGCCUAGCGGGGCAUUGCUGCAACCGCCCAGCAGGGCAUCUUGGUUGAGCUGUUCAACUCUAUAUGUGUUUAACAUGCAUGGAAGUAUCUCCUGUGUUUGAAUCGUAAUAAAGUUGAGUUUUACCAGUC